GGGCUCAGUGUGAACGCUCUGCUCGAAUCCAGGAUGAAGCUGUAUCUCCAGUCUGUGUGUCCGCUCGCCUUCCUGAGCCUCUGCUGUGUGCUCAUCACAGUGAGAGAGUCAGACAGCACGUUCGUCCCUGGGAGAUGUCUGUGUCCAGAAACGCAAAACGGAGUCAGGGGGCAGCUGAAAGAUCUCAGUGUGUACCAGAUGAGCGCCAGCUGUAAUAGAAUCACAGUGAUAGUGACACUGAAGAGCAACAAUGAGACGAGGUGUCUGAAUCCAGACUCUCCGGUCGGCAAACAGCUGGUCCGCUGCUGGAACAGAUCUCAGAAGUUGGGAAGGGAUGCAAAACUGUGCCUGAAGAGGAGAAGAAAAGGAAGAGGAGGUCAGCACCAGAGGAGUCGACAGAGGAGCCGAGGUCUUGGCAGGAAAUCCUCAUCCUCUAACUCUCAGUAGUCGACCCGCC
Molecule: messenger RNA, 457 nt
Organism: Labrus mixtus (cuckoo wrasse)
Lineage: Eukaryota; Metazoa; Chordata; Actinopteri; Labriformes; Labridae
Product: C-X-C motif chemokine 11-like
Exons: 4
Coding region: 34-447 (137 amino acids)
Biological process (GO): chemokine-mediated signaling pathway; antimicrobial humoral immune response mediated by antimicrobial peptide; neutrophil chemotaxis
Cellular component (GO): extracellular region
Molecular function (GO): chemokine activity; CXCR chemokine receptor binding
Source: RefSeq, a predicted model, not a curated record